AUGCAGUCACAGUAUCUAUAUUCCAAAUUGAAGUUGGACCAUUUUGAUACCAGGUACUGCAAGGUUUUAUUAGGAAAAAGCCGGUUACGAUUGCAAUAUAUGAACAGGAUAAGGCGCAUGCAGAAGCGGCGCUCGAGCAGGGUGCAGGACAACCAGUCCCAAAGAGUAGAGAGAAUUGGGUCUUGGCAAUCCAUGGAACAUCACUUCAUUCGUUCCAGAACGUUCAACCUGUAUCUGUUUCAAUUAGUUGGAUGCCGGCCUAGCAAUUCCGUAGUCUCAGGCACAAUUCCGCUCACGCCGGAAAGACUGAUGUCCAUAAUUGAUUCUGUCGUACGUCUGUCCUUAGACAGGAAGUGUACAGCGCACACGGCAAAGCUAAACUACACACCGACAGUAUAA
This is a messenger RNA of Komagataella phaffii GS115, 399 nucleotides long. RefSeq lists its product as hypothetical. The transcript has a single exon. The record is from RefSeq and is a predicted model, not a curated record. The coding region runs from base 1 to 399 and encodes 132 amino acids. NCBI's taxonomy places the organism in Eukaryota, Fungi, Ascomycota, Pichiomycetes, Pichiales, Pichiaceae.